Molecule: messenger RNA, 5073 nt
Organism: Bombus huntii
Lineage: Eukaryota; Metazoa; Arthropoda; Insecta; Hymenoptera; Apidae
Product: poly(A) RNA polymerase gld-2 homolog A-like
Exons: 11
Coding region: 1270-3237 (655 amino acids)
Cellular component (GO): cytosol
Molecular function (GO): poly(A) RNA polymerase activity
Source: RefSeq, a predicted model, not a curated record
GAUACAACAUAUAAAGAUGUAUAGAAUAUCCAAAGUAAAGUAUAUAUUUUAAUGGGUAAAACGAAUCUUUACUUAAAUUCUUUUUCAAUCAUGUUUAUAAAAAUAUAAAUUUGCAUAUCCUCAGUCUAGUCAUAACUUUGCACAUUUUAUAUUAUAUUUUAUUUUGAAUUUUAUAUAUUGUACGUAAAUUCUAUAUACUUCUACUCUUUAAUAAACGCAUAACAUCCGGUAGUCUAAUUAUAGAUAAAAUAAUCGAACGAUCGGCAACUUUUCUCAUUGCUCCUUUGGUAAAUCAAGAUUUCUUUUAACGCCAUCUGACGUUACGUUUCGUAAAUAUCUAGUGUCAAGUCGAAAAACGUUUAUUACAUGGAAGAAUUCGAAAAUUUAAACGGGCAAGUUUAGUAAGUCGGAAUGCGUUAAAAGUGUCAAGAGUCUCGUGCAAAUCCCGAAGACGUGAUCACCGCAGGAAAAUACGUAUUUCGUUGUUUUGAAGAUCGUAUAUCAUUUACUGGAGUCCGGCGGGAGAUACAAUCGUGAGACCAAGGCACUUUUGAAUAUCGUAUCGUUCUCUAUUAAUCACUUGAGAACGAUCAGGAAUCACAGAUCCGUGGGUUUUUUUCUUAGAGAAAUAUCGCGUUAGAUCGAGAACAGAUCUUUGUAACAUGGCGACUCAGAAUAGGAAUGCACUUUGCAAGUCGUGAAUCUAGACCCUUUGCUAAGAAUUCGAAAAAUAGAAGUGUUCAAUAUUUAAACGUCACAACGGCCGAUCAAAAGUACUAUCUACUGUUGAAAUUAAAUAAUAAUAAACGAGAUACAAUAAGAGAAACGAGUUCAUGUUCAAAUAAUUAGAGGGGAAUUUAUUGAAGGUCGUAGAGAAAUGAGAUAUAUUAAAAUAUAAGAUACAUGGUUUAUAUUUAAAGUGUUCUCCUGGAAUUUAUAUUAUUUGUUCGACUAUUAAUCAGACAGUUAACACUUUGCAUUGAUUUAACUUAUUUCUUUACAAAUUAUAUUUAAAAUGUUUAGAUAUAUGCUAUAUAUCCAAUGAAAAAAUACAACAGGAAAAGGUUGAAUUUGUGAAUGAUAAAUGUGUAGCUAUAUUUUUUUGUUAAUGAAUUUUAUUUUCAAAUUGAAAUUUAUUAUAAAUUUAUGUAAAUAAUACUCACAUAUUUAGUGCAUUAUAUAGUAUAAUACUUGCCUUGUUAAGAAGUACAAAAGUUCCUCUAGAUUUAAGUACUAUAUUUUGUAGCAUUUUAUAUAUUUAUUUUGACUAUGUAUCAUACUGUGUAUCCACCACAAAUAAUGGUGCAGAUAAUGGGUGGCCAACAGGCAAAUGGACAGUGUCCGCCAAUUCAACCACAUACAAUGCACAUUCAUGGUGCAAGUGCAUUCCAUCAAGCAGAAUAUGUAAAAUAUCACACAGAUGCUUGCUCUCAGAACAGACAUAUGAUUCAAACAGGAUCUUAUCCAUUGGAGCUACUGAUGGGGGUUGAGAUACCAUCUUUAAGACAUGUGGAGUAUAUGCAGUCAAAUAAUGGCACACAACGAGGACACUGGCAGAGACAUGUAAAUACAUCCAACAACACAUCUCUUAUACCUUCUCCACAUUUUACUUUUAGACCAAACAAUAACGGUUUGGCAAAUAAAAAAUCAAACUGGUAUAAUAAAUUGAGUAAAAGAACUUCCUUUCGAGAGUCUUUCGUAAAUAACGAAAAAUACGGCAGUGAUAGCGGCUUCAGUUCACGAUCUCCCACACCGAAUAAACAUCACAUUGAUAGCAGUCGAACAGAGAGCUCGGAUGAACGAGAUUCUGUAAUUUCUUCGGUAGAACAAAGUAUGAAGAAAUUAUUCUCUUACAGAAAAUCACACAAGAUACUUCCAAAUAGUGUUACAAACAACAGAAUAGUGCAAUAUGGUAUAAUUUCAAAUAGUCCUAUGCACCAAUAUUAUCAGAAUCAAAGAUCUAUUAAUUGCUAUCCCACUACUAUGUCAACGUCUAGGAGUCAAGUACAAACGUACCAGAAUAAAAGAAGGUAUCAUUCAGGAAGGAACAGUCCACCUCCUCAAAGAUCACCUAGAAAUAAAAGAUAUAUGGGAUUCUUAUCGCCCAAUUAUCAUGUGUUUCCUAGAUACGGAAUUGCUCCAGAUCGAUUUUUAGCUAGAUCACAUUUAGUUGAAGUAACCCGUACACCGGACGAUUUACUUAUUGGAUCGGUUUGGGAUAGACUUUCGAAAGAAAUUUGGUCAAAAUUUAUGUUAAAUCAACAGACUGAGAUUGUUUAUAGGAACAAGAUGAUGCUUUGGAGAUAUCUUUACGUUUAUAUUAAGACUGCUUUUCCAAAAUAUGGUUUAUUCUUGGUUGGCUCUACGAUGAAUGGUUUUGGGUCUGAUAAUAGUGAUGUUGACAUGUGCCUUUUAGUGAGGCAUACAGAAAUGGAUCAAAGGAACGAGGCUAUUGGGCAUUUAGAACAAAUAUUAAAAUGCCUUAAGAGAUGUGAUUUUAUAGAACAAUUAGAACUUAUACAAGCAAAGGUGCCAAUUCUAAAGUUCUACGAUUCAAUACAAAAUUUAGAAGUUGAUUUAAAUUGUAAUAACGCUGUUGGCAUUCGGAAUACUCAUCUUCUUUACUGUUAUUCUCGGAUUGAUUGGAGGGUAAGACCAUUAGUACUUGUGGUUAAACUUUGGGCUCAAUCUCAGAAUAUCAAUGAUGCCAAGAACAUGACAAUAUCCAGUUAUUCCUUAGUUCUUAUGGUCCUUCAUUUUUUGCAGUGUGGUGUUAAUCCACCAGUUUUACCAUGUUUACAUUCACUUUAUAAGGGCAAAUUCGCACCACAUACAGACAUUCAUUGCAUAGAUAUCCAAGAAGAAUUGAACAUUCCAGUUUCCAUACUUCGGCCUAAGAAUCGACAAACUUUAGGGGAAUUGUUUGUGGAAUUUUUUCGAUAUUACGUCAUGUUCGAUUUCAAUCAGUAUGCGAUAUCAGUUCGGCUGGCAAAUAAAAUAGCAAUAGAAGAAUGUCGCAGGGCACGAUCUUAUAAAAAUGACCCUCAUCAAUGGAAGUAUCUAUGUAUUGAAGAACCAUUCGAUCUAACUAACACAGCUAGAUCAGUUUAUGAUCCGGAUGUUUUUGCAAGGAUUAAACACGUCUUUGAUUGUACAUACCAAAACUUAAAAGAGCAUCAUGACCUAGCCAGGAUAUUCAUCAAGGUGGAUUCUACUUCACCCUAUAUCGUGACGUAAUCACGUUUGUGCAGGCUGGUACAAAAAUACUCACAUUACCUAGUACAAUUUUAUAUUUGAAAAACGGUUUAUUUUUGCAAUUGGCCUCUUUCGAUAUAAUUCGAGGCAAUUCGACUGAUACCACUUGAGAUAAAAAAGUACAACGAGGUAAUUUUACAUUUACCUAGAGCUAAUAUGCUCGUACCUUGUGAUAAUAGCCUGCGCUUUUGUGCAACGGCUCAUCUGUUGCGUUUAUAAGCUCGAGUUUUUCUCUCGUCUUGUUUCAUUUCUGUUUUAUUUGCUUUUUUAUAAACAUAUAAAACCACUCACAGAGAGCUCUAAUACGAUAAAAAUAGAAUAUUCAUAAACUUCCUUUAAACAUUUAAUAUGAAAAUGCAAUAACAUUCGCGACUCGAUAAAAAAUGACACUAAAUCAAAUCGAAUAUUCGAUAGUAGUAAUUGUAUGUAUAUGAAUGAAACACUUUUUUUUGUACAAAAACAUUAUUAUCGUUUUCAGAAUCUUUUCAAGUUCACUUCGGUUCGUAUGCUUUUUUAUAUAUAAAGUUUUCUUUUCUCUUUUUCAAAAUUCUCAAAUACGAAAAUACGGUGCCUUACACUUAUAGGCUACUAUAAUUUAUUCGAUACGUAGCCUCCCAUUGAUCUAAAAAGUAUGAUGCAAAGGUCUUAAUUGCCCUUGAGAAUUACUUCUAAUAAAAAUCAAAAUGGGUUCAAUGCAAUGUAAAAAAUGAAAGAAAAAAGCAUAUAUUUAAAAUUAGAGGAAUGACACGUCAUCGAAUUUUCUUUCGACUGUAUAAUAUAUUUAUAUGCAAGAUGAAAAGUACUUAUUCUUAAUUUAAUAAACAUAGAGAACUUAAAUUUACACAUAAAAAAGCAUUUUAAAAAAUAUCUCCUUGAGAUAAUGAAAAAAAAUUUAAAAGCAAAAAAGAUAAAAAAUUGUUGUUCGAGAAAAAGAAAAAAUAAAAAAAAAGAUGUUAACUAGAUGUACAUCAAUAUUGUCAACAAUAACAGCAAAAGAUUAGUUAAAAUCAAUUGGUCAUCUUACUAACAUAGUGAUGAUUAAAUUCUGAUUAUUUAUAUCAUGUGCCAAACAAAUAAAUUAUUUUCGUCUUUACUUCAUGAUUCACGCAUUCUACCCGAUAUGUACUUCUCAAAGAAAAAAUAAUCUCUAUUAAUAAUCAUUUAUUAAAAAAAUUUGCAAGUAGACUGAACAUCACUAGUAUAUUAUAUAUUAUUAUAUUUGCAAUAGCGUUUCUUCUAAGGUGAAUCAAUCAUCAAAGUUCCUAUUUUCAAUUUAAAAAGAAAAAAAAAAUCUUUUAUUCCAGUUCUAGUCUGAUUUUGACUAGUCUUUCAUAUGAAAAAUAACAUAUUAGAUAUUUAACAUAAUGUAUAAUAAAAACGUAAGGCUGUGUUAACAGUAUAAAACCUGUGAAAUGCUGUGUACAAUCUUUGGGCCUGUGCAAAUUGAAAUAUGUUAUUUAUAAAUCAAAUAUUAAAAUUAACGAUUUGUUAAAGAAAAAAGUCAUUAUUUUUAUCAAAUUUUUCUUUCGUAUGUACUGGACGAUUUAGCCAAAUUUUCGAAUGAUUAGCGUAAACAAUGUAUGUCAUAUGUAUAUUGGCAGGCCUAAUAUAUUUUUCUAAUUAAUUUACUUAUUUUUGUAACUGAUAUAAAAUGAAAACUAAAUAGUGUUAAGUAUCUUCUUUCGCUCAACUGGAAAUUCAUAAUCUCAUUUUUUGUCAAUUCUACGCACAUGUUAUACAAAAUUUUAAGGCGAUAAUAUCAAAUUUUUGUAAUUUAGAUUUUGUUGUUAAAUAAAAACUAUUUAUAUACACAUAGAA